AAACCUUUGCGCCGCCUGAAACUCAUUUCCUGAUUGGCUGACUGGAAGGUGCGUGGUGUCACAGAAAACACAGCAGACUUCUCUCUGCUGUAAGUGUCUGUUUGACAACUAAAUACUCGAUUAAGUGCGUCGUCCACGUGGAUAAUCAAUAAUGGAAUUAUUGGUUCGAUAUCUGGACCGGAGCAGUUCAAUUAGCUCUGUCUCAACCCAAGACAUUAUCAAAGAGGAGAACCUGAGAGAUGACUUGAACUAUUACUUCAUGAACCCGUGUGAAAAGUACCGGGCCCGAGGACAAUUACCCUGGAAACUUGGGGUGCAGAUUCUGAAAAUUGUCAUGAUCACCACACAACUUAUCCUGUUUGGCCUCAACAACCAGCUGGUGGUGUCCUAUAAGGAGGAGAACAUGAUGGCCCUCAAAAACCUUUUCCUGAAGGACUACGGUGGGGUGGAUGAGGACGACUACAGUGUUGCUGCCUACACCCAACAAAGUGUUUAUGACUGUCUGUUUUAUGUCCUGGAUCAGUACAGUCAGUUGGGCCAACUCUCUGUUGGUUCCAUUGUUUAUGGUGAGGAUGAAGACGGCGAGCUGCUGCCUCUCGUCAUCUGUAAACAGCACUACAAGAGAGGCAGCGUGGAGCCCUCGGAUGAGGUCUAUGACAUAGAUGCCCAGCUGGAGACCGUUUGUAUGUCACAUGAUCCAAAGACUGCAAACCAAUGGAAAUCACAGAAUUCAUCAUUUUUUGAUCUGGACUUUUACAGGCUGGUUAACAUCAAAAUAACCUUCCAGCUGAAGGGAAUUAACCUACAGACGGUGCGUUCACGGGAGUUACCUGAUUGCUACUCAUUUUACGUUACGAUAAUAUUUGACAACCAGUGUCACAGUGGAAAGGUGAAAAUAUUCUUGGACAUAGACACUCAGAGCUGUGCAUGUCGAGACUGGAAGAUAUCUGGGACAGCUCAGAAGAACACACACUAUUUUCUGGUGUUUGACGGCUUCGUCAUUCUCGUUUGCCUCACAUCGGCUGUGCUGUGCACACGCUCCAUCGUGCUGGCUGUCAGGUUACUCCAGAGAUUCUCCAGAUUCUCCCAUGAGAACUACAACCGUAAAGUGUGUGAGGAUGACCAGAAGGAGUUUCUGAACGGCUGGUAUGUGCUGGUCAUCGUCAGCGACCUCUUGGCCAUAAUUGGAUCCAUACUAAAGAUGGAAAUACAAGCAAAGAGUCUGACCAGUUAUGAUGUAUGUAGUAUCUUCCUGGGAACAUCCACAUUACUGGUGUGGGUUGGUGUGAUCAGGUACCUGGGAUACUUCCAGAAAUACAAUGUGUUGAUAUUAACCAUGAAAGCAGCCUUCCCCAAGGUCCUGCGUUUCUGUUGCUGUGCCGGCAUGAUCUACCUUGGCUACACCUUCUGCGGGUGGAUUGUACUGGGGCCAUACCACGAGAAGUUUGAGGGCCUGAGUCGUGUGGCGGAGUGCCUGUUCUCCCUGUUGAACGGAGACGACAUGUUUACCACUUUCGCCCAGCUGAAGGACAAAAACACUUUGGUGUGGCUCUUCAGCCGGGCCUACCUCUACUCCUUCAUCUCCCUGUUCAUCUACAUGGUGCUGUCGCUCUUCAUCGCCCUCAUCACCGACUCCUAUGAGACCAUCAAGAGGUUCCAAAAGGAUGGAUUCCCACUGACGGACCUGCAGAAGUUCCUCAGAGAGCAGAAAGAUUUUCCUGUUGUAGAGGACAGCAGUCAGACUGACGUUGACGUGAGAUACUCUAUGUUGUGCUGCUGCCAACGAGUUUCUGAAAGUGACGCAAUAAUCCUGAUCAGCUGACACCUGUCCCAGCUCCAGAGGACACGGAUCAGGGAGGAGGACGAUGCUGGGAACAAGAUGUUACACGUCCGAUUCAGAUUUGAAGAUCAAGCUAUUUCCUGCUAAAUCCUGAAAGUUAAAGUUACUGAUUCUAUGAGGUGUUAUAUAAAACUCCAAACAAGUUUCCUCUCUUGAACACGAAACUGGAGCUUGACCUAAGGAGCUGUAACAGUAUCUAUUGGAGUUCUGGAUGCUGUUGAGAAGUUUACUGGGCCUUUUUAAGGUCUGUACAUGCAUUUAGUGUUUCCAGUGCAUUUACUGGUGUUAUGCAACAUCAUGCAGUGCUAGUUGUAAUUUAUUUCUUGUAAAUUGUUGUGUUGGAGUGAAAAUCGCAAUAAAUCUAAUCUUUUCAUGUAUACAUUUUUA
Molecule: messenger RNA, 2227 nt
Organism: Etheostoma cragini (Arkansas darter)
Lineage: Eukaryota; Metazoa; Chordata; Actinopteri; Perciformes; Percidae
Gene: mcoln2
Product: mucolipin 2
Exons: 14
Coding region: 152-1822 (556 amino acids)
Cellular component (GO): membrane
Molecular function (GO): NAADP-sensitive calcium-release channel activity
Source: RefSeq, a predicted model, not a curated record